AAAAGUAUAUGUUCUUAUAUUGAUAACAAUCUCUCUUCAGACGAUCUGACAGUGGUGGCGCUGGAGGGCUGCAAGGAUGAGACGCUACUCUUUGGGUCCUGCUAUAUGCCACAUGAUGGAGAAGCACCACAGACGGAACUUCGGAAGCUGGUAGAAACAGCUGCCAGAAAGAAGCACGCUCUGGUGGUAGGAACGGACGCAAACGCACAUCACACGGUCUGGGGAAGUGCAGAUAUAAACGACCGAGGUGAGUCACUAUUUACCUAUAUUCUUCAAAGUAGCCUAGAAAUAGCUAAUAGAGGUGAAGAACCAACAUAUGUGGGACCAACCUCGAAGAAUGUACUCGAUUUAACACUCUACACAAGCAGGCAUGUUAUGGUUCAGGAAUGGGAAGUGUUGAGUAGGCCCUCAUUCUCUGAUCACAGAUACAUAAGCUUUCAGAUCAAGGAGAUUUGA
This is a messenger RNA of Anastrepha obliqua, 456 nucleotides long. RefSeq lists its product as uncharacterized. Gene Ontology annotation, molecular function: catalytic activity. The record is from RefSeq and is a predicted model, not a curated record. The transcript has 2 exons. NCBI's taxonomy places the organism in Eukaryota, Metazoa, Arthropoda, Insecta, Diptera, Tephritidae. The annotation marks the transcript as partial.